This is a messenger RNA of Aegilops tauschii subsp. strangulata, 3859 nucleotides long. RefSeq lists its product as uncharacterized. Gene Ontology annotation, cellular component: mitochondrion. Lineage: Eukaryota; Viridiplantae; Streptophyta; Magnoliopsida; Poales; Poaceae. Gene Ontology annotation, molecular function: mRNA binding; protein binding. Gene Ontology annotation, biological process: mitochondrion organization; RNA processing. The record is from RefSeq and is a predicted model, not a curated record.
CCAUUCCACCUCAAACUCGAUCGCGCACGGACGCCGCCGUCUCUCUCCUCUCCUCUCCCAGACUUGACUGAGGCACUGCCUCGCCGCGCGCCGUCUUGCCGGCGGACACCCACUGCUCACCAUUUACCACCACUACCCUGCUCCCCGCCGCCUCCCCUCCUUCCACAGCACCCCCCUCCGCAUCCCUCCGUACCAAGCAGAGGCCGGGCAUCUAAUCCAGCUCGAGGCUGCCGGCGCCGAGCCGGCGCUCUCGGCGGCGCAUCCUCCUUGGCUCGGUACCCCGCGCUCCUUCCCGGCGCGCGGAUUCGCGGCACAUCCACUCCGGCCACCGCGGUGGCGCCGCAUCCGGCGUCCUUUCGUCUGCGUCGCCGCCAGCCAGUGGCGCACAAGGUGUUCGACGUAAGUUCCCUGAGGGAGUUCUGUUAUGUUCUUGGCCAGACGACCAUCUGGGUUGUCUAAUAUCAGCAGGCUCUGCAUUCUCCACACCGUUUCUUGGAUACUCUCAUCGAGGCGGGCACGAUUCAGUGGCGGUAGCGAUGAUGCCACUGCGACUUCUCUCUGCCGGCUGUCAGAUCUUUUCCGCCCAGUCCGGAUGGACAUCAGCCGUGUCAUCUUGCGGGCACUUGAAUCCGGUACAUGUUCGGAGUCGGUGGAGCUGGAGAGGCUUGACGUCGAGCUGGAUCCUUUUGUUGUCAACUUGGUGGUCCGUGGCUUGUCGGACUCAGAGACAGCGGUGCGGUUUUACUUGUGGGCAGAGUCCCGUCCGGGAUUCGAUCAUAGCCAGUUUGCAAUAGCGUACAUUGUGAGCUUGCUGUUUGUAGAUGAAAAUUUUGCUCUGUUGUCGGAGUUCCUGGGGACAGUGAGGAGCCAAGGGGUGGCACUGCAUCGAUCACUAUAUCGGAUCCUUUUGUCUGGCUAUGUCCGAGCUGGCAAGUUUGAUUCGGUCAUAGAGACAUUUGAUGAGAUGGUCAUGUCAGGUUGCCGUGAGUUUGGUAUCGACUACAAUAGGUACAUAGGUGUUCUAAUUAAGAACUGUUGCUUUGAUUUAGUGGAGAAGUAUUAUGGCAUGGCGCUCUCGAAAGGUUUUUGUCUGACUCCAUUCACUUACUCAAGGUGGAUCUCUGCAUUGUGUCAAUCAAGUAGGAUUGAGCUUGUAGAGGAGCUUCUGGCUGACAUGGAUAGAUUUGGCUGUUCUCCAGAUAUUUGGGCUUGUAAUAUAUACAUCGAUUAUUUGUGUAAACAGAACAGGUUACAUGAUGCACUGCAGAUGGUAGAGAAGAUGCGGGGGAAAGGAACCAGCCCAGAUGUUGUGACUUAUACAACAGUUGUUGGCUGCUUAUGUAACAAUAAGAGGUUCUCAGAAGCAGUUGGACUUUGGGAAGAAAUGGUGAAGAUGGGCCUUAAACCAGAUGUUGUUGCCUGUGGUGCACUGAUCUUUGGGCUGUGCAAGAAUAGCAAGGUUGAAGAGGCUUUUGAACUGGCAUCAAGGAUGUUAAGUCUGAACAUAGAACUGAGUGUCUCAAUAUACAACGCCCUAAUAAGUGGCUUCUGGAGAGCUGGGAGCAUUGAUAAAGCCUACACCAUCAUAUCAUUCAUGCGGACAAACGGAUGUGAGCCAGAUGUUGUUACAUAUAAUAUCCUCUUGAAUCAUUACUGCACUAUAGGUAUGAUAGAGAAAGCUGAAAAAUUGAUAACAAAGAUGGAAACAAGCGGUGUAAAUCCUGACCGAUACAGCUAUAAUCAGCUGUUGAAAGGGCUCUGCAAAACUCAUCAACUGGACAAGGCAUUUGCUUUUGUUUCUGAUCAUAUGGAAGUUGGUGGGUUCUGUGAUAUUGUAUCCUGUAACAUAUUGAUUGAUGCAUUUUGCAAGGCCAAAAAGGUAAAAUCUGCACUGGAGCUGUUCAAGGAAAUGGAUUAUAAGGGAAUGCAAGCUGAUGCUGUGACAUAUGGGACUCUGAUCAAUGGUCUUUCCAGUGUAGGAUACUAUAAUAUAGCUGAAGAACUUUUUGAGCAGAUGCUGAAGGCUCAGAUUGACCCUAAUGUUAAUCUGUACAAUAUAAUGCUUCAUCACCUGUGCAAGGUUGGUGAUCUCAAACGUGCUCAGAAAAUAUUCUCGCAUAUGAUUCAGAAGGAAAUCUUACCUGACACUGUUACUUAUAAUACACUCAUAUAUUGGCUUGGAAAAAACUCAAGAGCAAUGGAAGCCCUUGAUCUCUUCAAGGAUAUGAGGACACAGGGAGUAGAACCAGAUAGCUUGACAUUCAAGUAUUUGAUCAACGGCCUCCUGGACGAGGGAAGAUCUACACUAGCUUAUGAGGUAUGGGAAUAUAUGAUGGAAAAUGGAAUCAUUCUCGACAGAGAAGUUUCUGAAAGGUUGAUAAGUGUGCUUAAAUUGAAGAACAAGUAGCAGCCAAAUUCUUGGAGAGGUUUAGCUACUAGAAGUUGUCCUGCCUCUGCCACCUCCGUGCACCUACCUCCAGAGCUUCAAUAGUUGGUUCUAAGCUCGUCACUUUGCAGUUACACACAACAUGGAUGCCCUCCUCCCUUUAUGCAUAGCUGGACCAGACGUCCAGACCACGGCAGACACGUGAAAGUAGCAAUGGACAAGGUGUCGUCUCCAAUGCAUCUACAACAUGUUUAAUGUUGGUCCUGAGUUCUCAACUUUUUUAUGAGAAAAUCUGCAAGGCUGCUACCUUCAGCAUACAAUAUAAUCCUGAGGGCAGGAACAAGAGCUUCUUUCUGACUUUCCAUGAUACAAACUUCUCUGCACGUGAACAGGCUAUAUUCAGUUCUGUAGGCAGUUGCAAUGAUUUCAUCUAUAUCCCUAAGGGCUCCUGGAUCUGAAUAGUGAAUACUUCAAGAGUGAAGAGUGUGAAAAUGAAGUGUCUUGAGAAAAUAGUCUUAUAUCCUCCAAUGACAGGUACCUUUGGGGCAUUCAGUAGAGUUGCUUACCGUUGUACAUAUAACAUGGUGGCAGUACUAGAGGAAGGGCCUGGGAAGAGGAUGUUUGGAAGAGGAUUGGAAACUAUAUUUGCCGAUCGAAAGUCCAUCAUUCCUGUGGUCAUUUUGUCAUAGCAGUCGCCUAUUGCAUCACAUUAGAUGUGUGGUAUGCAACAUGUUUUUCGAAGAUGGGGCCAUUUGUUUUUCAUGUGCAAAAGACGUUGGAGAGCUAUCCAACUGGAGCUGAUUCAGGAGGACUUGCUGAUGGUGGUCGUGAUACAGAUCCUUCAGCUACCGAGUGAGCAAAUGAUGGCGUAGUUGUGUACUUUCCUCUGCUGCUGAUGGGCUGCGAGAAAUAAAAUGAAUCACGCGGAACCCUAGUGUCAGUCAAUGAGUUUCUGUACACGAUGGGCUAGCAUAUUUCUGAGUGGAAAGAGUGCUGCUCUCCGGACACCACCACCUGCAGGCCACAUCAUGAUCAUAUGGCGCUUUCUCGAGGAACCCAGGACAGACAGUUGGGGUUGAGUCAAAAGGCAAGAGGAGCUAAGCAUCACUUAGGUGACAAAGGUGCAAGCCUUCUGGCCUGUCAUGUCGUGGCACUUUCAAAACUGUUGAGAUCCUGGGACCAGAUGAUGCCAGACGUUUGAAGAUUUCUCAAUCUAUGCUUGUCUUCAUCUCCGGCACUGAAACAAUGUAGAAUUCAAAAUCAGAUUUUGUUUCCCUGUGGAGGUUGAGAAUUUUGCCUUUUUUUUACGUCUCAGUUUUGAUACUGGAAUAGACCUGCAGUGCCUGCUGAGUGCUGACAAGGAGAGUUUUGCGGUAGUGUUGACAGCCAAUCGAUGUUGUAUCUGUUGUAAAGUAUCAUCCCAUAAACAUACAAAUGAAUCACAUCAGUCAGGGUUUUCCCCAUGAAUCUUAA